This is a messenger RNA of Aureobasidium musti, 582 nucleotides long. Lineage: Eukaryota; Fungi; Ascomycota; Dothideomycetes; Dothideales; Saccotheciaceae. The record is from the annotation of a GenBank genome assembly.
AUGGCCAACAAUACACCUUCGAAGAAGCGUGACUUCUUCAACGAUGAAGAGUUCUCAGACGUCAUCGUCAGAUUUGCUAACCAGCAGAUCUUCGCUCACAAGGUUGUGCUUGCGAGCGGAUCAGUCUGGUUCGAGAAAGCCCUCUGCGGCAACUUCAGCCCCGAUGCAAUCAUGGCCAUGCUCAGACACCUCUACGGCUCGAAAUACGAAAAUCAAAAGAUAUACAUUGAACCCAACAGCACUGCAGAAUUCCACUUGGCAAUCUUCAUGUUGGGAGACAAAUACGAUAUUGAGUCCCUCAGAGAAGAGGCUGCAGACCUCUUCAUGACUUUUCUUCAAGAUGAGGUUCAGGAUUUCGAACUCUACAACGGAAAUCUCCAUGCGAUUCAAAAGUUGGUUGGUCCCGAUGCUCCACAACUUGCAGAUAGAUCCCUGGCCGAGACUGCUCAGGCAUGCAUUCUCGUUCACUUCGAGUCCCUUUUCGCAAAUGACUUGUUCCGCGAAUUAAUGGCCAGUGGAACAAUGCUUAACGAAAGCCUUGCACUCGGGGUCUUGGAUAAGAUCUACAAGAAAAAGUUUUGA